Onychomys torridus (southern grasshopper mouse) is the source of this 1251-nucleotide messenger RNA. RefSeq names its product DNA damage inducible 1 homolog 1 (gene Ddi1). Gene Ontology annotation, molecular function: protein binding; aspartic-type endopeptidase activity. Gene Ontology annotation, biological process: proteolysis. NCBI's taxonomy places the organism in Eukaryota, Metazoa, Chordata, Mammalia, Rodentia, Cricetidae. Bases 1 to 1251 code for a protein of 416 amino acids. The record is from RefSeq and is a predicted model, not a curated record. The transcript has a single exon.
AUGCUGAUAACUGUGUACUGUGUGCGUAGGGACCUCACAGAGGUAACCUUUUCCCUCCAGGUCAGCCCUGACUUUGAGCUCUGCAACUUCAGAGUCCUCUGUGAACUUGAGUCUGGUGUGCCUGCUGAGGAGAUUCAGUUCAUCUACAUGGAGCAGCUCCUUACAGAUGAACAUUGUUCCCUGGGCACCUAUGGCUUCAAAGAUGGUGAUAUGGUUGUACUACUUCAGAAGGACAAUGUGGGACUUCGGGCUCCAGGAAGGAUCCCAAACCAGCCACGAGCAGAUUUCAAUGGGUCAGCCAUACCGGGAACAUCAAGUUCCCGACACCAGCAUCAGCAUCAGCAUCAGCAUCAGCAUCAGCAUCAUCAGCAUCAUCACCAUUAUCACCAUCAGCAACGUAUACCAUCAACACAAGCCCAUGGAUUGGCCUCUGGAGAGAAUAUGGUCUAUGCGCAGAAUCUGGACAGCCCUGCUCUGAUUCGCAGCAUGUUGCUUUCCAACCCCCAUGACUUGUCCCUGUUGAAGGAACGAAACCCUGCCUUGGCUGAAGCUCUGCUUAGUGGAAACCUUGAGACAUUUUCUCAGGUCCUUAUGGAGCAGCAGAGGGAAAGGGCCUUGAGAGAACAAGAGAUGUUUCGUCUUUAUUCUGCUGACCCAUUUGAUCAGGAAGCUCAGGCUAGAAUAGAAGAAGAAAUCAGACAGCAGAAUAUUGAAGAAAAUAUGAACAUUGCUAUGGAAGAGGCUCCGGAGAGUUUUGGACAAGUGGCUAUGCUCUAUAUUAACUGUAAAGUGAAUGGGCAUCCUUUAAAGGCUUUUGUUGACUCAGGUGCCCAGAUGACUAUCAUGAGCCAAGCUUGUGCUGAGAGAUGUAACAUCAUGAGACUGGUGGACCGGCGAUGGGCUGGGGUUGCUAAGGGAGUGGGCACACAGAGGAUUGUGGGCCGAGUUCAUCUGGCCCAGAUUCAGAUUGAAGGUGAUUUCUUACAGUGCUCUUUCUCCAUACUGGAGGAGCAGCCCAUGGAUAUCCUUCUAGGGCUUGAUAUGCUCAGGAGGCAUCAGUGUUCCAUUGACCUGAAGAAAGACGUGCUGGUGAUCGGCACCACUGGCACACAGACACACUUCCUUCCUGAAGGAGAGUUGCCCUUAUGUGCCAGGCUGGUGAGUGCAACGGUGCAAGAGGAAUCACCAGACAAGGAAGCAGCAGGCAAUAUCAAACACCCAGUCAAGGGUCCAGCUCGAAAAAAGCAUUGA